Molecule: messenger RNA, 4504 nt
Organism: Verruconis gallopava
Lineage: Eukaryota; Fungi; Ascomycota; Dothideomycetes; Venturiales; Sympoventuriaceae
Exons: 4
Coding region: 1356-3374 (672 amino acids)
Source: RefSeq, a predicted model, not a curated record
CACACACAGAUCUGUCGGCUUGCCUGUCAAAACUUUGUGGAGAGAUCCUCCCUACACGGCCGCGUGAGAGAGAGCAAACCCGACGUCUUUGCUUUCUCAUUUGCCCCCACUGUUGACUUUGGUUUCUUCUUCUUUCCGUUUGGCCGAAGGCCGCACAAGAAAGCAGCGCUCAUCAAACGUUCCCUGAGCUGCGCGCGGUUCGACACGAAGCGUGAACUGUAUUGUCAUUUGGCUUCGCAAAAGAACAUUGCAGUAGUCUCUUGCAUGGACUGGAAGCUUACCGCAUACGGAUUCGGGACGCGCUUCUGACCGUCAAACUCAUCGUUAUUGAGCGAUCAGUCAGAGAAAGGCAUAUCUCGUUGUCCCUGACACGAGCAUAGUGGGCGUCUACAGUCAGCCCACGAGUGCAGCCCGAUCUCACCAAUACCGGUCGCACACAGCACGUAUUCGCAAGCUACCCUCUUUUGCCUCGCAUUACAGGCUUGGCAGUGCGUUCGACGCUCUGAAUAGGAACGAACGGAGAAGGCUUAGCUGCAACCGUUCGCAGGUGGCACCAGGAAUAUCCAGCUUUGAUUGUGCGGCUUGACAGUCGUGACAGCUCGGUCACUGCGACGUACUACUGGGAUCCAGGUUUCCAAGUCAGCAGCGGGCAGCCCACCUAGCGCGCAGCUCCUAGCCCAGCCUAGGCUAAAACGUUGCAGGCAGUCGAGGUUCUUUGGUGGGUGCUGCCAUUACAAUUUAUCACUGCUGCCCACGGCGACGUCGAAUGCUACUUCUUGCACUGCUUCGGCGGCACCACGCGCAACGGGAACAAGGCUUGUGCGCGUGUGGCAGCUGGUGGUCCCGCCGCCUACAAAAGAAGUCGCCCACACGUCCUAGCAGACCCUACCGUAUUCCUUCCCCCGUUGCGCUACCGCCUGCAGUACCCUGACCCUACCGCCGACCUCUACCCGCUGCUUAACACCACGGGACCCCCCCCUUCGUUCGCCCUUUCCUUCAGCAGCCCAGCCCUAUGCAAGAGAUUUGCUAAUUCGAUCCCCACGAGCAGCACGCCCAAUCCCGGCCACUUUCUCCUGUGUCGUAAACAUCUUUCUUCCCUUCACGCUGGUCCGCACACCGCCCGUCUCACCCCGAACCGACCUCUUGCAUCACGCUCCCUUGCGCCGACGUUAGUGGCUGGGCUGCGCACAAGGCUCCGGGCUUCAGCCAGCUGCUUGCAUCAGUCCCGUCCCGUUGCCACAAAGCCCAUUGUUGCUCCCGACCUCAUCGAACAAGAGCUUUCAGCUGGUGGCAAUCGCAAUUCCAAUUUCACAAUCCUUCCCUUUGCUUUGUUGGCUGUGGAUCGUGCGUGCACGAUGUCGCACUCGACCUCGGCGCCUUCAAUUAAAGUGUUUGGCUCCGGCCCACACCAUGGACUCGGUGCCGCAGCGCGACCCGUCCAAAUCCCCCCAGCGUCCCCCAAUUCGAUAUCCGCGAGGCCAAUGGCGAUACCCAACUCCAGAGAGGCGCCACCGCCUCCCUUGCCACCGCCUCGUCGUUUGGCAUUUGAGCAGGGCGAGGAUCUUGGUUGGAAGUACGGCAAUAGGUUCCCACCAUCAUCACCCCAUGCAUCUGUAAAGCCCGGUUCGAGUCUUUUGGGUAGCGGUCAGUCCAGCAAGGAAUACGCCAGCGCGUGGAGCUCGCCAUAUGAUACCCACGACACACGAAGGGGCAGCACCGUGUCAUCUGUCACUCCCAUUGACCCGUCCAUGAUCAUGGAGGGACUGGAGCACAGCGACGAGGACCGAGGCUCGGGUGCGAGGCCUUCUCUGUCGAGAUUUCAGAGCGAAAGCAAUCUUGGACGUAAAGAAGUGCACACGGCCUCACAAGCAUACGACAAACAUCUUCUAUCGAGGAUCGGCGGCCCAAACGCGGGCACAUCCAGCAACAACAAGUUUGCGGCUCAACUAAAGCCGCUGUCCGUCCCCGAACACCGCUAUUCCUCCAUUGAUUCGCCCUUGUCGCGUUGGGCAAGCGCGCCUUCCUCCGGCAUAUCUCCUAGUGGCGGCUUCCGCAGCCCCUACUUUGAACACACCUCUAUCGACAGCGCCUUCCCGUCAAGAGUGAAUAGCGUGUCGACGCCGGAUGCGUUUGACGAUGCCGCCAGCAGCAGCUAUCGCUCGCAUCGCAACAGCGACGACCAGGGCGUCUUCUUGGACCCAGAACUUACAAAGAUGGACGGUCUCGACAUUCACGACCGGACGGCCUCAACCGCCGAAGGUGAACAGCUUGGUGCGACUGGCGUGAAGAGAAGGGCUUCCUCGCCACCAUCUGACGGCGGUCCUUCACGUGAAGAUCGUGUCUCGGGUACUGGCAACGAUUUGUAUCAUCGCCGGUCGAUGCAGAUGCUCGCUACCAAGAACUCACCCGUCAUAUCUCGACCGGCUCAAUAUGGCACGUCGCAUUCGUCCACCUUGUCACUGGGACAAAAAGCGAGCUCAUCGUUCGCGUCAACGUGGAACAUGUCGACCUCCAGCAGCCUUACAUCGUACAGCGGUGAGCGCCUUUCGCCUGGUGCUCUGUCGCCAUCUGCAGAUCCGGACUUUGGCGCCGUUUCGCCAUAUGCGGCUAGCAGGAGCCUAAACCUCAGUCCGCGCAGCUCCUUGUCAACAGCACCACCCCACCAAACUCGCAAACCUUCAGAACCUAUACCAGACCAAAAAAUGCAGUCUCCAACACCUAGCGAUGUGCACUCACGUCAAAACAGUGUCUCCAAGCCACCAAAGCCUAAGGCGUGGGAGGGGUAUCCUCACGUGUGCGAGUGUUGCCCCAAAAAACCUAAGAAAUUCGAUACGGCCGAGGAGCUGAGGAUGCACGAGUUGGAGAAGCGGUAUCAAUGCGUGUACUGCCCAAAUCGCUUCAAGAAUAAAAACGAGGCAGAACGUCAUCAGAAUUCGCUGCAUUUGCGCAAACAUGCGUGGUCCUGCGCGGCCCUGAGCGGGGUUCCGGCAGCUUUCCAUGCUUCGCACAUCCAUCCGACGACUUACGACGUCUGCGGAUACUGCGGCGAAGAAUUCCCAAAUCCCCCAAACUGGGACGUGCGAGCAGAACAUCUCUGCCAGCAACACAAAUUUGGCGAGUGCAAUCAGGCCAAAAAAUUCUUUAGGGCUGAUCACUUCCGACAACACCUCAAGCACAGCCAUGCGGGCACCAGCGGCAAAUGGACUAACAUGCUCGAAAACGCUUGUAUGCUAGAAAACGAACCAGCGACAGCACCACUCCCACCUCGCAAUGUGCUUGCGCCGGCGGGCCCGAUGAUGAUGAGCCCACCUUCGUACCCUACGCCGUCUGGAUAUGAAACUGGAGUCAUAAACGAAGCUCAUGACGAACAAUAACCGCAUGACUAGACAACGAACAAAAAAUUCUCUUUUCCUCCAUUUGAAAGACUUCUCCUGCAAUAGAUUCAAAGCUAAGGGUUGCCUAGCCCUUCAGCCUUGGAGGCUGAGGAUUAGCAAUGCACACUAAUAUCAAGUCCUUUUUUGGGCCGUGUUGGGGCUGACACGCGACUUCGGAGACACGACCAGUCUAUCAUCUUCAUAGGCCACUUCGUAUUUUGUCAUUUAUUCUCUUCCCACGACAAUGGACUUAUGAGCGAUUUUUGCUGUGGGCGAGCAGCGAUGCAUGAUAUCCGGCGUUCGCAUAGGCUCGCGAACUGAGACGGCGUUGUUUCCAUUGGCAGGAAGGCGAUGAGACUCGGCUCUAUUUGCACCUAUCCCGUUGAAUGGGCGAGAGUUUCAUCACCAAAGAGACGAUUUUUCGAAGUAUGAGGCGUAUCUUGCAUCCCCCCAGAAUUUGCGAUCCACAGGCACACUAUCAAUAGCACUGCAACAUAUUAGACGUGCUUUCUCGUAAUCUUGUUCCCUUUGCCUCCUGGCUGUUAAAGUAUUCGUACUUCACGGAAGGUGCCGGUUUGCGAGCCAAUCAUCACAGUCUUUCCCUAUCGCCCCGUAAAAGAGAUUGUCAGAUUUGACCGUGAAAUCGGUUUGCCGUCAUUCUUUCACGGUAGAAGCCGUCACCCACCCUUCAUUUCCUGAAUAGUCCCUGGUUCAUGCAAGCCUCAGGAUUUGGCUCCGGGACUUUCUUUCAACGUCAAAGGAGAGUCAAACUCCUUGGAGGGGCAGAUCGCCUUCCCUUCUGACACUGGUUCCAUUGUUCCAUCCUAUGCUUGCUUUUUUUUCCCACACUCGUGCGUGAGUUGUGGUCGCCCCAAUGUGUGGCCAAUCUUCACCGCCUGCGUCCCCACUCAAACGGAAAGGAUCUCCAAAAAACCACGCGGUGCUAUUCUGUCCUAGUCCUGGUGAAAGUCGUCAUGGAAGGAGACUGCUAGCACAAUACUGUAAUAGCCCUCUCUCAUUGACGUAGCCAAUACAAUGAUUAUUACGUUGCCAUUGGCUAUUAAGUUCGACUGAGUACCACGUGGUGGACACGCAGUAUUGCCGCCCGUCGAGCAAGCAUCACACCCUCG